Messenger RNA from Nymphaea colorata (pocket water lily), 842 nucleotides. Its product is annotated as zinc finger CCCH domain-containing protein 3. The record is from RefSeq and is a predicted model, not a curated record. The transcript has 3 exons. Gene Ontology annotation, cellular component: U12-type spliceosomal complex. Gene Ontology annotation, molecular function: zinc ion binding; nucleic acid binding. Bases 96 to 479 code for a protein of 127 amino acids. Lineage: Eukaryota; Viridiplantae; Streptophyta; Magnoliopsida; Nymphaeales; Nymphaeaceae.
UAUCGUAUAUAACAACAUUGCGUUUCUAUGAAAGCUUUUCAUUUCUAUCAACCUUCCUUCUUCCCGGGAGAACUUGAGGGUGAGCGGGAGAGGCGAUGCCGCUCGGCAAGUACUACUGCGACUACUGCGACAAGCAGUUUCAGGACACGCCCUCGGCGAGGAAAAGGCAUCUGCAGGGCCUCCAGCACCAGCGGGUUAGGGCCCUGUGGUACGACUCCCUUUCCCGGCCCUCUCCCUUCAACGAUCUGCCUCAGUCCGAGAAGCCAAUCUGCAAUUCAUUCGCUAGGACGGGGUUCUGUCGGUACGGCGAUGGGUGCAAAUAUUUUCAUCCUAAGCAGAAUCUUCAACCAAGUGGCCAAGCUAUGCCAGGCAAUCUGAUCAAAGAUGGCAUGGGCAUGUCUCUAGCAAAUUUACCCCCUUCAUUGAUGCCUCCUCCCGAUGGAGGGUAUCCACCCCUGCCUUUCAUAGACUGGGGGUGAAUCUCACCAAUUUGUGUUUUUUCAUCCACAAUUCCAACCUAAACCUUAUUGCAGAGAUGGUUGAAUUGUGAUUUUACUGGCAACCUAAUUCUGUGUCUUUGGACAAGUUCUGUUCAGCCACGAUUUCCUGUGCAGCUUCACCCAUCUUAUCUGCUUUCAGAUUAGUCAUUCACUAUUGCAUCUUGGAUCUCUCUCCUUUUCUUUUUUUUCGUGUAGAUGAUAGUUUGCCAGUUGCUUUUUUAAUGUUUUAAGUUUUUAAUAUUGUGAUAAUCUUUCUGGUGUUGGAAACAUGGCAAAAGAAAAACCUUUAGCUUGUGUAGUAAACUGAAAAAAGAAAUGCCCUUUUCAUUUUCUUUUCUUGCA